AUAAAAUAUGAAUGUAAAAUAAUUUGUGAAAGAAAAUCUUGAUUGCUAGAUAAAGAAAACAGAUUUUUAAGAUGUAAAAAAAAGCUUCUAAUUUAAAAUAUUUUGUAUAUUUCAAGUAUACAUACAUAUCUACAUGUUACAUAGUAAAGUUCCUUUAAAUCGUCGUGAAGUGUAGAGAAUUCAAUGAUGAUUUCUGAAAAUACAACCAUCUGAUUCAAUCCAUCUCAUAAAAAACGCAUAGAGAGAAAUUUUUUGAAGCAUAAAUGUUUAGUUGGAAUUAACGUGUGGUCUUGUAAACAUUGUAAAAAGAAAUUUAUCCGUGGAAUAUUUUUUUUUAUAACAAGAUAUACCUAGUAUAUAAAUAGGUAUUAUAUACAUACAUAUAUAUAAGUGAUUUUAUGUUUUGAUUAUUUUUUUUAUGACUUCUUGUUUCUUUCCUUUUAAAGAUGAAGUUUACAUUUUAGUUAAAAUAAAAUAAAAGCAAAAAGAAGAAAAGUGAAUAGAAAAAUCAAUAAUCUUGAAUCCUUGACAAAAAAGACAAAGAAUAAUGUUGAAUAGUUAAAACCGUAAAUUUUCUACUUUUAUUAUAAUGAUGAUGAUUCAGUUGUGUCGUUUUAAUUGAAAAAUCAAUUUUAUUUUAAGAAAUUUUUUAACAAAAUUUUUAAUAUCUACCUAAUAGAUACAGACCAAAACAAACAAAAUAGAUUCCUACAAAAAUUUAUUUUGACGAAAAUUGAGAAGAUUUAUUUUGUAAUACCCCAAUUUCAAGUAUCCAUUUAGUGCCCGUAUGUCAUUGAUGACAAAUAUUCAUACAUACAUACAUUUAUGUUCAUAAAUGUCGAUGUUUCAUAUUCAAAACAUAAAAAAUAAAUUGUAAUUGCAAUAAUUACAAUAAAAAAAAUAUACAAUAAAUUUUGUAUAAAAGAUGAGUGUCGUCAACUGAAAAUGUUAAAAAAAAAAAACAAAUUUAUAUUCAUAUAAAUAAAAAUAAUAUAUUUUUUUAUAAAUAAAAAUCAAACUAAAAUAACAAUACAAAAAUUUUAUUAAAAAAACCAAAUAAAAUAAGUAAAGAUCAAAUAUUUUUUUGACCAAAAAUAAUUUCAUACUACUAUACUGAAUAUGCCUUCUUUACGUCAAAAAGUUACAACAUAUUUUCGACAAUUAAGUUUUAUAGCUGAUCCUCGUGAAGGUGGUGGUGGCGGUACUGGUAGCAAUCAUGGCAGUAGAUCAGGUUUACUAAGUUCAAGGAAAGCUAACGAUGAUGACGGGAAUUUUAUUAUUAAAUAUUUGGAAAAUCGCACAGAACGAACAUAUAUUGAUCCUGGACCAGAUAUAAUAUCUGGACAUGAACCACAUGAGAUGCCAGAUUUACCAAUUGCCCCUUAUCCAACUGGUCCAUCAACAAUAACGGCAGCCUGUACUGGACCAGAUGAUGGUUUAACUGGUAUUAAACGUUCAAAAUUACAUUUAAGUGCUGGUUCGGAUAUAGAUUUUAUUGAUACUAUACAAGAACAAGAUAUUGAAAUACGUAAAAGUAUAAGUAAUCACAAUAAAUUCAAAUUUAAUUAUUCGAAUUCCCAAAAAAAUCGUAAUAGUAGUAAUAAUACCGCCACUUCAAACACUGGUAAUAUUAGUGGUACUGAAAAUGUUACUUCAGAUCAAAAUGCAAAUAAAACACCAAGAUCAAGAAAAAAUUCUCGUUCAAGUAUAAAUGCAUUUGGUACAUCAACUGCAAAUGCAACAUCUAAUACAACAACAGUUAAUAGUAACAAUAUUCAUGAUACUAGCCAACAAAAUAAAGAGGAAGAAAAUAAAAAUUCUGAAAUGGAAAUAAUUACCACCGAACAAAAAUUAAAUAAAGAUGAUAAUAAAAAGCAACCAACUACUAUUUAUGUUAGUAUGAUUAGUACUAGUAAUAGAAAUUCACCAAAAACUCCGCAAAAAACAUCACAACAACAGCAAUUAAAAUCCAAUAACAGUAAUAAUAUAACAAAUAGUAGUAUUUUAAAGACUGAUGGAGUUAUUAAUACAACAACAGUUGUAUACGGUUCAGAAAAUGUAAAUAUAUCAACGACAACAACAACUAUUACUUCAUCGCUCUUAAAUAAUUCUGCAACUGAUAUACUUACAAAAACAAAUAAUACUAGUGUUGAAAAAGAAAAUGAGGUCCCAAAUACAAAUAUUUUAGAUAUAAAACGCAAUAAUUUGUCAUCAACAGAAGAAAAAGAAAACUGGAACAAUCACAUUUUAGGUGGCCGUACAACAGAAAGUGACACAAUUGCUGGUGUUUCUAAUUGGAAAAUGGAAUCAGAACAUGCAUAUGGUAUAUCAGUGUCAUUGUAUGAACAUAACAUGUUAACCAAAGAGCCAAUGGGAUCCCCUAUUGCUGACUGUUAUGGAAUGGUUGUAAGAGGAAAUGCUUGUGCUAUGGCAAUGGCUGAUGGUGUGAACUGGGGUGAUGGUGCUAGAUUAGCUGCUAGGUCAGCUGUACAUGGUAGUUUAGAUUAUUUAGAUACCGCAAUAUUUGCAUUCUCACAAGAAUGUGCUGCAACUUCAACAAAGGAUGUUUUUAUUAGUCUAUUUCGGGCUUUAUGGGAAGGGCAUGAUUGUAUUUUAGAAGUUGGAGGGGCAUUAAGCACUCUGACUAUAGCAGUUAUUUUGCCACUGAGUGGUGAUCAGUACAAUGGAAAAUAUGUUGUUUGUGCCUGUAAUGUUGGAGAUUCUUUGGGUUAUAUAUAUUCCAAAAAAUAUGGUGUAAGAGAAUUUACUCAAGGAUCUCAUGACAUCACUUCAAUGCGUGAUAUGCGUGAUGCCUUAGGUGCUCUUGGUCCUGUUGAUGGCAACAAACCAGAAUUAAGUAACUUAACACUAUCAAUGACAAUCGUGGAAGCAGGGGAUAUAGUUUUUUUAACAUCAGAUGGUAUCAGCGAUAAUUUUGAUCCAGUUGUUGGAAAAUUUGCGGAAGCAUGGUCCACUGAAACAAAAGUUCGAUCAUAUGACUUACAACAACGGCAAAAAUUAGCUCCUAAAAGACAAAAUCGUAGUGCUGCUGCCGUUUGUUCAAAUACUACAACACAUAACAAAAGUAAUGAAAAACUUGCAUCGACAGGACAAGCAUCACAACAACAACAGCAGAACUCAUCAGCUAAAUCUACUCAAAAUUCUAAUGUACCAAUACGCCCACAAAGAACUAAACAAAAAUCUUCCAGUCCUUCUUCGUCUUCAUCAGCAUCAAAUAAUCCACUUGACAAAUCCGCCAGUUUAUCAAAUGUUCCAAGUCGUCCAAAAUAUAUGAGAUCUCAUACAGUUAUAGAGCCACGUAUUAUAAAAAGUAGUCAUCAUUCAAGAAUACCACGUUCUGCAGCUGGUCUGCCAUUAGUAACUGGACCCCAAAGGCAUGCAUUAACACUCUUACGUCUAGAAGAUUUAUUAAGUUAUGGUAUAAAUGGUCAAUUAUGCCCAUGUCCGUCCGCCAGAAGGCUUUGUCAUCUACUUGUUGACUUUGUUCGUAUGAUAACAUCAGCUAGACGUAAAACAUUAGAGCAAAGAGAAUUAUUUUAUAAAUUGGUUACUGGUCCCGAUGGUAUUAAACGAGAGGUUGAAAUGACACGUAUACAACACAGAUCCGGACGUAAGCGUGUUGUUGACAGUAGCACAUUUAGUACUUUACCUGGAAAAUUAGAUCAUGCGUCUGUCGCCGCUUAUACAGUUGGAUCUGGUUUGCAAGCUAAAGAAUUUAAGGAAACAAAUUUUUAAACUAAAAAAAAUAUUAUACAUAUAUUUAAUAUAACAAUAAUGCAUUUUAAAACAAAAAAAAACAAAGGUUAACACAUUUAUUUAAAUAAUAGAUAACUGAAGAAAAGACAGGUUUUUGUUGCAAUUUUUUGUUUGUUUGCCGUUUGUUCAAAGCUUUUAGUUGAUAUGCAUAUUUAAUAGCAUAAAUGGCUAAGGUUUAUCUUAAAAUAAUAUCUUGAAAUCAUAUUUUAUCAUAUCAUUUUCUAUGUUAUCUUAAAAUUAUAAUCAUAAUUAAUUUAGUUUAUUGCAUUAGCGAAUUUAGCAAAUUCAACAGUGUAGGUGCAAUAGCCGACGUUAUAGUAGGUUUCUUCACAAUAUAUUCAUAUUGUGUUCAAAUUUGACUAAGGAUCAUUUACGAAAAUGCAUAAAGCUUUUAUCUAAUUUGAAUUUCAUUCACUAAUAGAAGUUUUUGUGAGAAAAUAUGCAAAUUUAUUUAAUAAAACCAAUAAGAAAUCUUACAUUGAUCACUGCUAAUGAAAUUUUAAUUGAAUUAAAUAAAAUUUUUAUUAAAUUAUUGGCGUUUAACGCAUUUUUAGUGCAAAAAAUCAUAAUUUUAUUUAGUUUACCUAAUUUUUUUUAAGUAAAAUUAAUUUAAAUAUUAGAAUAACGUUUGUUAAUCAGUAAUUGAUUGCCUACUCUCUGGGAACACUAUAAUUUUCAAUAUUUUCAAAAAGUUUAAUGAAUAUUUUAUAAAAUAGAUUUUAAUUUUCUUCUAUUUCCUUCUCCGUCCAAUAUACAUUUAUAAUCUUUCUUAAGUCUUUUGAAAAAUUUUUUUAAAAAUUAUAAUUUUAAUUAAACAAAAGAAAAACCUUUGAUAAAACUUUAUAACAAAAAUUAUAUAAUCAUAAUUUUUUAUUCUUAUUAACUCAAAAAAUAUUGUAAAAUAUGUCAAUUGAUUAAUAGUUAUAAGCUUACAGGAAAAAAUUCUAUAUUUUAAAUUAAUAAAAAUAUUUUAUUGCUCUUCCCAAAUUUACUAAAUUUUUACAAGAAAAAUCCAAAUGUAACUUACCGUAUCCAAUCUUUACCAAUUGAUUGAAAUCAAUAUUAAUGAAAGAGUAAUGAAAGUAUGAAAAAAAAAAUAAUAUUUAAGAUAAGGACAAUAGAUAAAAAUUAUUGAAAAUUAAAUAAAAAUUAAUUUAUUUUCUUUUUUUUUUUCUUAAUACAACAUAUUGUAUUAUUUGGCCUUAUUGAAUUUGCAAUUAAUAAAAAACAAUAUUUAAGUAAUGAAAAUGUAACUAUGAAAAUAAUAAAUUGAUUUUUGUUUAAUUCUCUAAUUUAUCUAAGCCUGAUAAUUUUAUAUAAUUUUUUAUUUACAUUUUUUUUUUUUUUUGCAUAUAUGUACAUAAAAUUAUCCAAUGCCUUUUUAUAUCCAAAAAUCAAAAAAUAUAAUUAAAUCUUUUAUACAAUAAUAAAACCGUAUACUCUACAACGA
Condylostylus longicornis is the source of this 5227-nucleotide messenger RNA. RefSeq names its product PP2C-like domain-containing protein CG9801. NCBI's taxonomy places the organism in Eukaryota, Metazoa, Arthropoda, Insecta, Diptera, Dolichopodidae. The transcript is spliced from 8 exons. The record is from RefSeq and is a predicted model, not a curated record. Bases 1120 to 3756 code for a protein of 878 amino acids.